This is a messenger RNA of Coniophora puteana RWD-64-598 SS2, 3331 nucleotides long. RefSeq lists its product as uncharacterized. Gene Ontology annotation, molecular function: phospholipid binding; protein binding. The transcript is spliced from 5 exons. NCBI's taxonomy places the organism in Eukaryota, Fungi, Basidiomycota, Agaricomycetes, Boletales, Coniophoraceae. Bases 142 to 2979 code for a protein of 945 amino acids. Gene Ontology annotation, cellular component: mitotic actomyosin contractile ring, proximal layer; cell division site; cytoplasmic side of plasma membrane. Gene Ontology annotation, biological process: cytoskeleton organization. The record is from RefSeq and is a predicted model, not a curated record.
ACGCUAAACCGCCACCCUGAAUCGACCGGGCUGAUUCAAAACGUCCCGCUCGUUCUCUCCCCUCCGCCCCCUCCAUCCCCGCCCCCGCCCUCCUCCUGCGCUAACAGCCUCUGUCGACGACUACGCAACGUUCUACGCAGAAUGACCGCACGACGGUCCGCAUCCACAACCUCGCUCGCAAAGUACGCGCGUGCAGAGCCAGAGCUCGCCAACCGCUCCUUCGACUUUUGUAACGCUUUCUGGGGCCAAGGCGAUGCUGGCGUCGACGUCCUCUUUGCCCGCAUGCGCGGCGCAACUCGCACAAUGGAGGAGCUAAAGACCUUCUGGAAGGAACGGUGUGCAAUCGAGGACGACUACGCGAAGCGACUCCAGAAACUUGCAAAGAUGGCAGUCGGGAGAGAUGAGAUUGGGGAGUUGAGAAACUCGCUCGAUACACUACGACUCGAGACCGACAAGCAGGCUAGUUACCAUCAGCAGCUCGCACAGCAGAUCAAACAGGAGCUCGAAUCCUCCACGAUCGCCUUCCAUGCCAAGCAACAGCACCACAAGAAGAACUACCAAGCUGCGAUUGAGAAAGAAUUCAAAGUCAAGCAAUCUCGCGAGCAGCACGCGAACAAAGCCCGCGACAAGUAUAGGAGCGACUGCCUUUCCAUCAACUCAUUCACCGCCCAGUCCACCCUUGUUCAGGGCAAGGAACUCGAAAAGAUCCGCACUCGUCUCGAACGCGCUCAACAAACCGUCCUCGUCAAUGAGAACGACUAUAAUCAGUUCACGCGCGUGCUACAGGAGACGAUGCAGAAGUGGGAGCAGGAUUGGAAGGCGUUCUGUGAUAGCUGCCAGGACCUCGAGGAGGAGCGACUGGAGUUCAUGAAGGACAACGUCUGGGCAUACGCCAAUGCCGUUUCGACCGUUUGCGUCCAGGAUGAUGAGGCCUGUGAAAAGACGCGUCUUGCCCUCGAGCAACUUGAGCCCGAGCGCGACAUGGAAAACUUCGUCCAGAACUAUGGGACUGGCAAUGGCAUCCCCACACAGCCCGAGCUCGUCAACUACAGCAGGCAGGGAGCGGCACAGCCAUCGUCGGACGAGCCCACCACCCGACCUUCCAACUUCCAGCGUGUUUCAAACCGCUCUGUAGCCGUAAAGAUGCCUCCCCCACCAGCCGAAGAAGAUCCUCAGGAUAACGUUAACCGCGCUGGCGUUGGUGCCGGAACCGGAGUGCGAACAGAGAGCCCCAUGGAUAGCCUCGCUCGUAGCGGGACCACGCGCCAGCCAAAUGGCUCGAGCGUCAACGGACACGUGUCUCCGCAACAAGACGCGAACAGGCGCAACAGCACGUACGCGGCCCGUCCGAUGGAUGCUGCAGACCCGUCCGUGAGUAACACGAUGCUGGUCGUCGGCGGCAACGCUUACAACGUCAAUCCCGACGCGGAUCCUCAGCAGCAACAGCAACAGCAGCAGCAGGCCAGGAACGGAUCCAUCUCUGGACAAGGCUCGCCUCCCGGAGACCAAAACGAUCCACUCUUCCGUCAGAUGGCGGAGCUCACAAGCGCUGCGAGCACCACGAGGCGCCCGACAAUACGCCAGGGCACGGAACCUGAGCGUCGCGGCACCGGCGACUCGCUCGCCACGCCCUCGAGCGGCAGCCAGUCGCAGAGGCGCGAUUACCGCAAGUCAGCUGAGAUUGUCGUGGGGUCGUACCCUGUCUCCCCUUCGCGCUCGGCUUCACCGAACCCGCCGACGGCGGUGAUGGCACAGCCACCCCAGCGCAGCGUGUCGCCCGCCGCGGCGAACGUGCCUGUCGAGGAGGUCGUGAGCAACUACCAACGCCCAUUCCCUGGCGAGGCUCGCAGCCGAUCCAACAGCUACAUCGCCGCGCCACCCAACGCACAGUCCCCACCGGCGCAGUCGCCCUCGACGCAGACGGCGCCCAAUGGGCGGCCGCUCAGCCGGGCCGGAUACGCCGGUAUCGGCACGGAGUCGCUCAUCCAGCGGCAGCCGUCUCCUUCGCGCGGCCUGGGUGCUCCUGGCGGGGCAGCGUCACCUCAGUACGGCAGCCAGGGUCACAGGGGUCAUACACCGUCGAGCGAUCUUGUUCGCCAGGGAUCGGCGAUGCAGCGGCCUGGGAGCGCUGCUGCAGGGAACCCUAUUGGCAUCUCGCUGGACGGGCACGGGCGCGUGCGCGAGGACAUCCCGCCGUGGCAGCAAAUCCAGCAGCAGCAGCAACAGCAGCAGCAACAGCAGCAGCAGCAGCAGCAGCAGCAGCAGCAACAACAACAACCUCCACCCCCGCCGCCGCCCCAGCAGCAACAGCAGCAGCAACUUCCGUCGCAGCCGUCCGCCCCAGGGGGGUACACCCAGUCGCCCCCAUACAGCGGGUACAACGACCGGCAGAUUGCCCAGCGCAACGAUUACGGCCCGCCCGGGUCCGCACCCGGGUACGGAGCGCCCCCGCAGAGUGCACCUCCGGCCGGGUACGGCGCACCGGCUCCUUACGGCGGUCCGCCGCCGCUACAAAGCCAGCCCAGCUACGGGCAACUGCAGCAGUACGGCGGCCCACCGCCGCCGCCGGCGAGCCAGCCGAGCUUCGGCUCGACGGGGUUCGCGAACGGACGAGGGCAGCAGAUGCAGAUGCAGCAGUACGGCCACCCUCAGGGCGGAGGGACUGGAGGAGGCGGGCAGUACGGGAGCUACGGCGGGGGCAAUCAGUAUGCGCGCUCGCCGAGCCCGCAGCCGCCGCGGAGUGGGGCGCCGCCGCCGACGGGUGCGUACACGGACGAUGGGAAGCCGAUUUUGUUCUAUGUGAAAGCGCUGUACGACUACGCGGCGACGAUCGACGAGGAGUUCGAUUUCCAGGCCGGCGACAUUAUCGCUGUCACUGACACGCCCGAGGAUGGAUGGUGGUCCGGCGAGCUGCUCGACGAGGCGCGGCGGCAGGGGGGGCGGCACGUGUUCCCGAGCAACUUUGUGUGCUUGUUCUAGAGCUUUUGACGGCGAUGACAGCUCUCUGGUACAUGCAUGUUCUUUGUCUCUUUUACUGCUCCUUAUUUGUUUCAUGUUCCACUGCUUAUAUCUCCGUGUGUCCUCUCUCUGCCUAUCUCGCUUACCACUGCCUCUCCCUCCCUGUCCCUCUCUCUCUGUUUCCAUUUUCCCUCUCUCUCUGUUUCCAUUUUCCCACUCUUUUCCUCGCAUCAUAUCUAUGUCCCUCGUUAUACAUACUGUCUCGUUUCUGUAUGUUUCCCGAUCGACCGCAGUGCGCAUCGGUUUGAACAUUGACACCUCUCGUACCUCCCUUUAUAUAUCUGUUUCAUCUCUGUGCUGAAGGUGUUAUACC